AUGCAUGCAGGUUUCCUGAAAACAAGUUCAAAAGAGAGCUCGCAGGGCAACUACGGGCUCAUGGACCUUGUGGCUGGGGUUCAUUGGCUGAGAGAAAAUUUGCCAGCUUUUGGUGGCGAUCCGAAUCGAAUAACUCUCAUGGGCCACGGCACUGGAGCUGCUCUUGCCAACUUUCUCGCUGUUUCUCCCAUGUCUAAAGGCUGCACUGCAGGCGAAGUGGAGAAGGAGGAGGAGGAGGAGGAGGAGGAGGAAGAAAAUACCGAGGCGGAGCGGAAGCACCUACGGGAAAUUCAUCGACAAAAAACUAGGAGGAAAACAACAACAAGAACAACGGGGGUACGGAAGCAAUGGGUACUGGUGCUAUUGUUGUUGUUACUGUUGGUCAACGAGAACACCGAGGCCAUCAAGUAUAGCUCGCGGACUGUGUUUACGCGCUACGGUAUGCUUCGAGGUAUCGUAACGAGAACACCGACAGACUCCACGGUCGAAAUCUACUUGGGGAUAGCUUACGCGGCGCCACCGGUCGGCUCAUUGAGAUUCAUGUCGCCCAUCACACCUUCGUCCUGGACCCCCAAGACCCGAGUCGCCGACGUACCAGCGCCCAUCUGUCCCCAGGUACUACCAAGACCCGAGCCCGACAUGCCAGCCGCUCAGCGCACCUAUCUCGCAAGGCUGUCGGCCCUCAUGGCCAACCAGAGCGAGGACUGCCUCUACCUGAAUCUGUACGUGCCCAGACCUCUGGCCCAACACCAACACCAGACUUCCGGUUCCUCGUCACCGGACCAACUGCCAGCCCUGCUGCUCAUACACGGCGACUCUUACUCUUGGGGAGCUGGAAACACACUGGACGGUACAGCCCUCGCAGCUUACGGGCAAAUCAUCGUCGUAACUAUCAACUUUCGCCUAGGUAUUUUAGGUUUCCUGAAAACAAGUUCAAAAGAGAGCUCGCAGGGCAACUACGGGCUCAUGGACCUUGUGGCUGGGGUUCAUUGGCUGAGAGAAAAUUUGCCAGCUUUUGGUGGCGAUCCGAAUCGAAUAACUCUCAUGGGCCACGGCACUGGAGCUGCUCUUGCCAACUUUCUCGCUGUUUCUCCCAUGUCUAAAGAAUUAAUAAAAAGAGUGGUCCUACUGGGUGGCUCGGCCCUGUCUCCUUGGGCGGUGCAGCGAGAGCCAGUCCAGGUGAAACGGCGCGUCGCCGAGCAGAUUGGUUGUCCCGGUGACGUGGAAACGGAGGAUAUAGCGCCGUGCCUUCGUCAGCGCAGCAUCGACGAACUAAUGGCAAUCAAGCUUGACAUACCGAGGUUUACUUCUGGCUUCGCGCCCUUUAGCGAUGGCGCCAUUCUCCCAUCUUUGACUAGCUCGGCUAGCCAGAACUUGCAGCCGACGGCCUCCACGGCGGGACUGAUGCCGGGCCCGGGCUCGGAGUUUGCCAACUUCGGGGACCACGACUUGUUGAUGGGACUUACGUCGGAUGAGGCUUGGCUAGAGCUGACCGAACAAGAUCUUCAGAAUGGCAUGAACGAAACUCGUCGCGAUCGGAUACUUCGUACUUACGUGCGCAACACGUACCGUUACCACCUGCACGAGAUCUACUCGACGCUACGCAACGAAUACACGGACUGGGAGCGGGGCGAGCCAAAUCCUCUGGCGAUAAGCGAGGGCCUACUGUCGCUGCUGGGCGACGGUCAGGUCUCGGCACCGCUUCUCAGGCUGGCCCUUUUGCACUCCAGCAACGGUGGCAGGGGCUACUUUCUCCACUUUCAGCCGGGCCCUCGGGAGCGUCCGAUCCGGAGAGCCGAGGAGUUGCCCUACCUCCUUGGGCUACCGUUGAUUCGGGGUGAGCUGGCCAUUGCUGCUCCGACCAAUUACAGCGCAGCUGACGAGAACCUCUCCAGACUCCUCGUUCACUAUCUCUCCAACUUUGUACACCGGGGGGACCCAAACGGCGCAACCAUGUCAACUCCAACGCCGUUCUGGGACUCGUACGACUCGAUCAAUCAGCUGUACUUGGAGGCCGGUCCGAGCCCGGAGAUGCGCUCGCACUACCGCGGUCACAAAAUGAGCACCUGGCUGAACCUGUUGCCACAGCUACAUAGACCGGGCUACGAGGUCAGCAUGCGCCACCACCAUUUGGCCGAGAGCCCUAGUCUAUACGAGGGCGCGGUCCGACCUCAGUCGAUGGCGAUGCCGAUACCCGCGCCACCCCUGCCACUGCCCUCACCCACCGAGCCCUCGAUAUCCAGCACGGCGACUACGUUCAGCAAAAGUGGCACCACGGCCACCGUCGUUCCCGCCACCGACUGCACGACCAACCUCAGUGGCAAUUUCCCGCUCGAGCCCCCAACCACUAUCCCGAGUAAUCUGGACCUUAAACCCGGGCCUGACAACAUCCUCCAAAAGAUUGCAUCGAAGCACUACCAAAGCCAUACUGCAGCCCUUACGGUAACAAUAGCCGUUGGUAUAUUCCUCCUGUUGCUCAACAUAUUGAUAUUUGCGAGGAUCUACCACCAGCGCGAUAAAAACGGUAGCUCGGCUGCUGGUAUCGACCCGGUGAGACACACGCAACGCAUGGCCGCCGGCAGUCUGGGCAUCCUGCAGGACAAGAAGAAGGAGGAGCUGCUGGAGAUCGCUUGCACGGGCGGGGUACUGCGCGAUUCAUUGGCGAGCUUGCAUGGGCCCAACAAGCGCUCGCUCUCGAGCUUCGUGCUGCAGGCAUCGGCCGGAGGAGCGACCGACUCAAACAGUGACAGCGGCAGUCCCGUGGCACCCGCGCCCCGCAAGGGCAAGUUCGUCGAGGAGCUCGAGCUCGGGCUCCACCAGCUCCAAGAGUACGAACGUGGCUCGUACUUUAGCCCGAGUCCCCAAAGAACCCACACGCCGUCCCCGUGUCUCGACGCGACGAUGGCCGUCGCGGGGGAAUGUCUGGAGGAUCUACCCGAGCCCCCGCCCCCACCAAAGUCGCCAGCACCAACGUCCUCGUUUGUCUGUCCGGGUAUUCUCAGGCAACCCGGUACACCCGGUUGCGCCAAAAAGAGGGUCCAAAUACAGGAGAUAUCGGUCUGAAUUCGUCUCGGAAUAUACUUUUUCACUGCCCUUACCUCACCGACCCCGAUCAACCCCUUGUUCAAUAUACAAAAUAAUAAUGAUGUGAUGAGAGCCUCGAUCAUUUUUUUAAGACCUUUUAGUGAGAUACUUAUACAUUGUAUAUUUUAAAACAUGAGCUAAAAUAAGUGGUAACGAUGACGUUGACGACGAUGAUGAUGAUGAUGAUGAUGAUGAUGAUAAUAAUAAUAAUACACAAAUGCCACAAAUCAUUAUAAAUUAUACGUAUGUUGUAUAAAUCUAUGAAAAAUAAUGAAAGUCAACUCGAGCGGUUAAAGUUUGGGUGGUCGAGAAAAAAAAUGGAUACAAAUCCCUUGUCCCGAUGCACGUAUACGUUGUUUAAACAUUUUGAAAACAUAAUGAUUAUGGGUGCGACCAGAUGAUGUAUGUUUUUGCGCGUAAAUAUACGCAAGGAAUUGAAUUUUCAUAGCUCAAAGGACAUAUUAUUGUAUCAAGUAUGUAUAGCUGCAUAGGUAAAGAGAGAAAUACAAAACAAACACACACAUUUAUGUAUAUAUAAAACCGAUGACGUUAGGAUCUUCGCAAGAGUCCUAUAUUUGAAGUGUAAAGUUCGAGGAUGACAAUUGAGUUAAAAUUUUUUUUUCUUCAAUUUUUUCUUGAAUUGUAUGGAAUGAGGAGCGGUUCUAAACAAUCAUGAACACGCAAUUGUACUAGAAAAGCUGUAUAAGGUAAAAAAAAAAAAAAAAAAAAAAAA
Copidosoma floridanum is the source of this 3817-nucleotide messenger RNA. Its product is annotated as neuroligin-1. The record is from RefSeq and is a predicted model, not a curated record. NCBI's taxonomy places the organism in Eukaryota, Metazoa, Arthropoda, Insecta, Hymenoptera, Encyrtidae.